This is a messenger RNA of Manis javanica (Malayan pangolin), 570 nucleotides long. NCBI's taxonomy places the organism in Eukaryota, Metazoa, Chordata, Mammalia, Pholidota, Manidae. The record is from RefSeq and is a predicted model, not a curated record.
GAGCCUGCUGUAAUCUCUACGCCCACUUGUUGCCGGCCUAUAAAGGAGGCAGGCGAGCCCUGGCAGCUGCACCCAGGGCUUUCCUCCUUCAGAGUUCUCUUACACUGUGCUUGCCUGCCGCCUGCUGCCGCCACCAUGACCACCACCAUCCGCCAGUUCAGUUCCUCCAGCUCCAUCAGGGGCUCUGGCCUGGGGGGUGGCUCAUCCCGCACCUCCUGCCGGCUCUCCGGCAGCCUGGGAGCUGGCUCAUGCAGGCUGGGGGCUGCCAGCGGCCUGGGCGGCAUCCUUGGGGGCAGCAGCUACUCCAGCUGCUUCAGCUUAGGCUCUGGUGGGGCCUUCGGCGGCAGCUUUGGGGCUGUUGAUGGGUUGCUGGCCGGAGACGAGAAGGCUACCAUGCAGAACCUCAAUGACCGCCUGGCCUCCUACCUGGACAAGGUCCGUGCCCUGGAGGAGGCCAACACUGAGCUGGAAGUGAAAAUCCGUGACUGGUACCAGAGGCAGGCCCCAGGGCCUGUCCGCGACUACAGUUCCUACUACCAGACCAUCGACGACCUGAGGAACAAGGUAUAG